AAGACUUCCUUGAAGUCGCUGUCAGCACGUAAAAUUAGCUGUAAAAAAUAUUGUAUUAAAUUAAGAAAAUGUGCGCUUCUGUGACGCGCACGUUCAUCAAGAAGGAGGAUGCUGGUACAGCUGCUCUGCGUGAACGGACUUAUGACUACUUGUACGAUCCGGUCCACACACUGUCAUCGGAGGCAGACCACACCAGGGCCAGUUUCAAGGCCUGUGCGUCAAGGUCUCGAGUAAGGAAAAUACCGGAUUUUGCAUCCAUGUUUAGUGACAACCCACGCUAUACUGUUAAACUGGACCCUGCAGUCCCACAACUGGCCUUUACUGAUCUUCAGUGGCGAGGCCACAGAGAACAGCGUAAAGAGGCCCUGCAGCAACUCGCUGGGAUUACUCCAACAUGGCUGAAAAGGGAGGAGUGCAAUGUGACUGGAGCUGAUUACUGCAAAUACUUUAAACGCCCUCUGAUUCACUUUGCUCAGCAGAUACCUCCAAGUGUGGUUUAUGCUUUACCAAGAGAAGACUUUGAAACCUCUGAUAAAAGUAAUGCUGAGCAACAACCCACCCACUUCACUGUUGGGGUCCAGACAGACUACAGGGAAAGUGAAGCACAGACAGACCCAUACAGCCCCGAGUACGUGAUUCAACCUGGGACUACUCCCUCUGAGCUCCUGCAGAUGGCAGCUCUGACUUGGGGUCACGGUCUGCCCGCAGGCCUAGCUGAAGUGGAGAUGAUAGAGCGGGCACGUGCCAAACGAGCUUGGGAGGCCAGCCUUCCUCCACUGAGUGAUCUGAGCCAGCUCGACAAGAGGAGGCACAUGAUGGAGGAGAUGGAGGCCAAAGAGUGGGCUUUUAGAGAAGGAGAAAUUGAGAAGCUGCAAGAGGCUCGUUUAGCGGUGCUGAAUGACCUUCUGAGGCAGAGAGAUGAGGCUCAGAAAGACGCAACAAAUGCCAGACUGAACCAGAUAUAUUCUAAGCUCCAAGAAGACAAGAAGACCAAGCAAAACAAAAGACGCACUGACUACGAGAGGUCACUGAGAAAAUUAGAAGCUAAGAGGAAAAAUGAGGAGCGGAAGCUAGAGCGGUUUGCCAUAGCUUCUCACACAUAUGUCCCCAGGAUCCGCAGGGACAUUUUUCCCAUCAGGAACAUCAACAGCAAGCUGUUAACAAGCUGCUACUUAGACACAUAUGAAGGCUUGCAAGAGCUAGAACUGCAACUCAGUGCUUCAGUCCUGAAGCCAGAAGUGAAAAAAACAAAAUCCAAACUCAUCAAGGAUAUAAUGAAGCCUCCUGACAGCAGAGCUGUGCAGCUGGUGAAGAAAUACAAGGCCCUGAAGGAGGAGCAGGACAUGAAGAAAGCUGUGAAGGCUUCACAUUUUCUUCUCAGAAAGGAGAAGCCCAUUCCUCAUCCUCCCACUCCCACAGUGGAAGAGCGUCCAGAGGGGGAAGAGGAGAAAGAACUUGCAGUAAUCUUCUUGCAGAAACUACUGCGAGGAAGAAGAAUCCAAUAUGAGAUGGUUAAGGGCAAGGAGGAACAUCGGGACCUCAUCCAGGAACUGAGGACUGUCCACGCUCUGAAGAGGGAAGAGCAGGAGCAACAAAAGGCUAACAAAGGGCACAUAAUGAUGCUGAAAAAACAAAGAGACAAACAUGGACUCAAGGAAGCGUCUCAAGCUGGAGUGGUAGGUGCAGAACUAGAACAGGUGUUUGACACAUUGUCCAAGGAGCUGAUUCAUCUCCAGGAGGAGCGCAAGGUCCACGCCUUUACACUGCUGGCUGAGCGAGACCGUCGCCUGCGAGAGGCUGAGGAGAGUGGAAGGAGGCAGGUGGAAGAACGCAAACGAAUAAAGGAGGACGAGAUCUUCAGACAAGUGGUGCAGGUUCAUCAGGAGACUGUGGACUUGUAUUUAGAAGACAUCAUCUUGGGGAGCAGUGAGCACAUAGCUGACCAGCAAACCCGGGAGGAGAUCCACAAGAGGGCAAAGGAGCUCAACGACAUUGCUUAUGCCAUUGAGGAAAGCCGGGAUAAUCUUCAAUCAGAGGAGAUUGUGUCAGAGCUGGUGUACAGCUUCCUUAUCCCAGAGGUGAAGAAGAUCGAUGUCAGGCGAAGAGUGCACCAGAAGCAGCAUAGACACUUGCAAGCAGCUCGGAGCAUCAUUCAAGGGACUCCACACCCCUCUGAGCUCCUCAGCACUCCAGAAGCCUCAAAAUGUACCUGUCCUGGUAUAAAAGCCUCCAGUCACGUCAUGGAAGAGAUGAUGAGCCAAGUGGAGCAGGGGAAUGAAGCAGAGCAGCAUGAAGCUCAAACUGAGUAUAAAGAAGAUUGAAAUAUUUAGUGCACUGCAUUGCAAUAUAAUGUUUAAAAUCGUUGUAUAUGUUAUUAAAAUAAAGGUUUCAUUAUCAUUA
Messenger RNA from Archocentrus centrarchus (flier cichlid), 2400 nucleotides. RefSeq names its product cilia and flagella associated protein 91 (gene cfap91). The transcript is spliced from 17 exons. Lineage: Eukaryota; Metazoa; Chordata; Actinopteri; Cichliformes; Cichlidae. The record is from RefSeq and is a predicted model, not a curated record. Bases 69 to 2321 code for a protein of 750 amino acids.